AUGAAAGCUGGAUUACUUCAGUGCACCCCUUGCUUACCAAGGAAUAUUGCGAUUCUGACAAAAGCACUUUAUGCACAUAAGGCGUAUACUGGGCCUCUGGGAUCUAAUCCUAAUGCAACCAAUGCACAAGACAGCACUACAACCAGAAAAAGAUCCGAUUCUGGUUCGGAUGAGGAAGAGGAAGCCUGUGAAUCUAAUGCUGUCCCAACUGAUUUUACUAGCCGAGAAGCUAAGGUUUUGGAAGCUAAAUCUAAAGCUACUGAGAGGAACUGGAAGAAAAGGAAAGAAGAGGAAAUGAUCUGUAAAUUAUGUGGAGAGUCAGGCCACUUCACUCAGCCAAGGGAGCCGACCUUAGUCUCUGGAAAAGGACAGAGGAAGAGAGCAGGUGGAGGGGGUGGGGAUAAAGAUAUGCAUGUUGAAGGCAUGUACAUAUUGAAGUCAAUGGGUUCAAUUUCUUAUAAGAGAUUUGCCAACAAUCCCCAAAUAGGUUAUAGUCAGCAUUUUUUGCCUGGGAAGUGGUCCAGGUCACCUGAACGCAAGAGUACUGUAAGCUCAUGGUCGGUACGCUCUAAUUUUCAAAGAUCCAAUCCCAGUCCACAUAAUGCCUUGCGGGUCCCACAUAGAUCUGGAAGACAGGAGAAGGAUGUGGAAGACUGUGUUCAUGAAGAUUUGCAAAAAUUAUCGAGGGGCUCUCUGCAAGCCGUUCCAUCUUUUUCUUUAUACUGCUUGUUUCUUAUCAUAUUCUUUGCCGAAAGAGCGUAUCAUGUUAAAGCUGCCUCCAUUGUUAGAGAUCUUGAAUGGAAGUGCUUAACACGCUCUUCCUCUGGUGAAGCUUAUGGUAAUGAUGGUGAUAGAGGUCGAUCAAGCCAUUCAAGGUCUCCAGUACUCCCUUCUUACUUGGGAAACCCAUAUAAUUCAUAUGAUGGUCACAGUCAGAGCAGAGGGUCCUACAGGUUCGAUGGAUUGGAUGCUGACAGACGUGGGUGGGGAAGAGAGCUGCCUUAUCUUUUUGUUGAAUUUGACUAUGCGGCCAUUGACUCCUUACAUAUUGGGUUCUUCAAAUUUAAGGCUGUCAGAGAAAUUAGGGAGGGUUACAUGAAGAAACUGGCUAUGCUCAGGGGUGCACAGGCAAAACAGUGGCAACAUUUUCUUCAAGCUGACGUCCAGAGGAGACAACGUGCAAGCCAGCAUAUUUCAGCUUCUGGGUUUAGUAAUUAUAGACAACCUAGUUAUCCAGAGUAUGAUAAUUCUUCAGGCAAUGCUCACUAUUCCGGACCUGGAACCAAUAUACCGAUGGAGUCAACGGGAAGGUACCCAAAUUCUAUGGAAAAUUAUCCUUCAAGACCUCACGUCACUUGCAGCGACUUUCAGCAUAAAAGGAGUGAUGAAUUUGGGAAUUCCUACAACCUAUACUAG
Fraxinus pennsylvanica is the source of this 1416-nucleotide messenger RNA. Lineage: Eukaryota; Viridiplantae; Streptophyta; Magnoliopsida; Lamiales; Oleaceae. The record is from the annotation of a GenBank genome assembly.